GGACGGGAAGUGAAGUUGAAGCUUUCGGGCGGACUAAGCGAGGCUCCGGAUUGGUCGAUAGAGUCUGGCCGGCACCUCACGCCAUUGAUGAAGGCUGAGGCAUGAAUCGGUUGGGUUGAGAUUCUGCAAGAGUGUCUCUUUUCUAUUGCUGUCCCUUUAUAUUCAAUCUCAAAUCAUCUCCAUUCUGACUCGACUGAUUCCUGCUCAUGAAGCUUUCGAGGGAAAAGUUGAUGCCUCAGGUAUCAGACACGUGACCGAGGCCCUCUCGACGGGCAAGCAGCUACUCUCUCGUCUCGAAACAGCUUUGUCCUCGACAGCACCCCUCCAGUGGCCAUGGCGACGUCGGGCCAGAUCAAGCGCUCAUCUUCUCAUCUAGAAGCAGCUGAUAAUAAGCGACCCAAACACCACUAUCAUCACCAUCACCGCCUCGCCGAACCAGUGACUCUGCCGCAAGCCUGCGAGCCCGCCUUGCAAGAUGACGACAAUAUCGACCACAUGAUGAACCGAUCGAUAGGGCAUUAUCUUCGAGAUGCGGGAUUUGAACUAGCUGAUCCAGCUGCUUUGUCCAGCUUCCGCAGCGCCGCGGAAGAGUAUCUGUUACACAUUUCCCAAUUCGUUCGCCAGUCCAUGCUAUCCUCACGACGUCUCCAACCAAUUCCACAAGACUUUGAAUACGCGUUGAAUCAUCAUCACAUCACUCCCGAUGACCUCCGUCCGUAUCUCAAGUUACCCCCAACCGUCACGCCAAUCCCUACCCUCCUUCCAUCUCCACCUCCCGAGGAUGAAAUAAAACGGAAACUUCCCUUCUUGAAUGCGCUACGAGGCGAAGAGAGCGAGACCAACCGGUCAUAUGUGCCCAAGCACUUCCCCGACUUUCCAAGCAAACAUACCUACUCCUCCACUCCCGUGUUCACCGAGCGCGACAACGACCCGCGCAAGAUCCGCGAGCGUGCCGCAGAAGACGGACGGCAUGGCGAAGAGGCCUUGCGAAAGUUGGCCAGCGCCGCGUAUCGCGACAGUCCGACUGGCGCGAUAGGGCGGGACAAGAAGCUCUGGGGCCGGCGCAUGGAGAGUAUGGAGACUAUGUUUGAGAAGACGAUGAAGGGACUGGCGAAGAAAGUACAGAAAGACCCGCUCGCCACAACUACGAAUGCCAUGGAGAUUGAUUCAGUCCCGACCUUGGACGCAGACGCGAAGGCUCGGGCUAAGGGAUUGUUGAACACUGAGAUGGGGCCGAUUGUCAAUUGUGAACGAGACUAUUGGCGGCGAACAACGGCGGCCGGGAGACGAGGUACCGAGGACAAGACGCCGAAGCCGAAUCCAGCUGUCGAGGCUGUGGAUGGCACAGUGGGCAGAUGAGAUGACGGCGCUGAAGGGGUCAGGCCCUGACAAAAGAUUACAUUCUCGGCGUUCUCGCGUUUCCUUUUAUAUUUGGGUCCUUUGGUUGUUUUCUUGGGCUGGCGCGUUUUGUGUAUGAUUUCGGAGUCGUUCUUGAAGAGAUAGAUACCCCAUGGCAGUUGCAGCAUGACAAUGAUUGUUUGAUUUUCAUUCUUUCCCUCGUAAUCCCAUAAACUCCGCCCAAUGCAAGAAGCUCAAUAUCAGUGUAUGCUCUAUCCAGAGAGAUGCUUUGAUCCAUCAUGAUUUUGUCUCCGUCGCCUUCUUUUGGCGCUCUUCCGCGGCUAUCCUGAUC
This is a messenger RNA of Penicillium brasilianum, 1690 nucleotides long. The record is from the annotation of a GenBank genome assembly. Lineage: Eukaryota; Fungi; Ascomycota; Eurotiomycetes; Eurotiales; Aspergillaceae.